ACGUACUUCUAAUUGUAAUAGGUAAACGCCAAUUACACGUACCUGUCAAAGUAUAUUAUAGUCAAACGACCGACAGGUGUCCCGGUUAUUGUGACUUCUUAAAUGGAAAGUGUAAAUGGUAGAAUUAAACAAGCACGGAAAAUUGUGUUUUAUUUCGGAUUUGUAGCAUUGUUUCUUUUCAUCACAUUAAAAAGUAAUUAUCUGAUCCAAACUUGGCAGCAUGUUUUUGGAGACAGUGCCAAAAUAACUUCAGAAGAUGGCUUGCUGAACCGACGCUUAAAAUGGAUAAUCGACGAAAAUCAAGAAAGCGGUAUUUCACCAGGUCAUUUGACCGAAGAACAAGCCGAUCACAAUCACCUGUCGCUCGGGCAUAAUGGAGUUACCACUACCGGUUUUGAUAAUGUUUACAAAGGUCACAGCACCGAUGUAAAGUGUAGUGAUUUCCACAAACUUCCAAAUAUAACGGACAUUUGCCAGUUUGUCAAUUCUACAGAUGACUGCAAAAUAAGUGAAGGUUUUAUCAACUACACUUUAUUUGUGUACUGUACACUGCAGAUAGUGCCACUAGCCCUAGCCAUUGUGUUUGUAUGGUGGCUGUUUCUCUUUGUGGGUUUGGCUGUCACAGCAGAAGAUUUCUUCUGUCCAGCUUUGACUGUGAUUUCCCAGACACUACACCUCAGUCACAAUAUUGCAGGUGUUACUUUCCUAGCAUUUGGAAAUGGAGCACCAGAUAUUUUUUCAGCCAUUGCGGCUGUUAAUAGUGCCAAGAAUGGAGAUGCAGGUCUUGCGGUUGGGGCUCUGUUUGGUGCUGGUAUGUUUGUGACGACGGUGAUUGCUGGCACCAUAUCUAUUGUCAGCCCUUUUGAUGCCAUGCAACGACCAUUUCUUCGAGAUGUCAUAUUUUUCUUGGCUGCUGUGUUUUGGCUGUUCUACAUUCUGUGGAAACAGGAAAUCACCAAAUAUGAAGCAUUGGGGUUUAUCCUGUUGUAUGUAUUCUACGUAUUGGUGGUUGUGAUUGGCCGCUAUAUUUACCAACGAACCCGUAGCGAUGAGCACCCAGUACUUCAUGUUCCUCAUCUUGAUGACAAUUCACACGAACAAUCAUUAUACACGUCUGGGGAACAGAAGUAUGUUAUGAGACCUGCUGGCAGUGUGCAGGCUAAAGAAGAAAGAACCCCACUGUUAGAGAAUGCUGUGGUAGAGAACUACAGUUUAAAGCAGCAGCUGCCAGAAGAAGAAAGAACGGUAUUCAAACAGUUUCUCUCAUCCAUCAACCCGAUUGACACAGAGAUGUGGCCAGAGAUGAGAAUACACAGUAAAAUAUUUGAAAUAUUUAAGUGUCCAAUACUGCUGAUACUGAAGCUGACGAUCCCAGUGGUGGACUACAGUAAUGAAAACAAACAUAACUGGAACCGAGUGCUCAACAGUCUGCAUUGUUUUACUGGACCGCUUUUCGCCAGCUUAGCAACACAAAUUGGCUUUAAAACUCUUGGAUCAGUCUUCCCUGUUUGGGGUCUGGUGAUGAUCGUUGGGGCUGCCCUUGCAGUCCUCAUCUUUGCUGUCACUAAGAAUGACGAGAAGCCUGCUUUUCAUGCUGUGUUUGGUUAUCUGGGCUUCCUUGUGGCUGUUAUAUGGAUCUACUCUAUUGCUAACGAAAUUGUAAAUAUACUUCAAACAUUUGGUGCCGCUUUCAAUAUUAGUCAUGCAAUUCUGGGUCUGACUCUUCUAGCAUGGGGAAACAGUUUAGGAGACUUUAUAUCUGACUUCACAAUGGCAAGACAGGGCUACCCAAGGAUGGGCAUUUCAGCUUGCUAUGGAGGACCAUUGUUCAAUAUUCUACUUGGUAUAGGAAUACCCUUCACCAUUUUGUGUUUCAAACAAGGUGGCAGCUACAAGCUGAACAUAACUCUGGAGGAGUUUGUGAUAUUCGUCUUCCUGUUGAUCAGCCUCAUGUCCUCGCUUGUCAUCGUGCCGUUGUCAAGGUUCCGCAUGUCUCGCCCCCUCGGUGUUUACCUCAUCAUCCUGUACAUCGUCUUCAUGGUGGUGGUUAUUCUCACUGAGACGGGGACAAUACGUGGCAAAAUAGACUGAGAAACAGGAACAGUUAAAUGGCAAGUUAGACUGGAAAAUGGGUGAAAUACAUGGCUAAAUAGCCUGAAACAUAGGAACAGUAUGUAGCAAUGUAGACUGGAAAAUAGCAACAAUUAAUGGCAAAAUAACACUGAAAAAUAGGAACAGUAUAUGGGGAAAUAGACUGAAUAAUAGCAACAACUUCUGGCAAAAUAGACUGAAAAAUAGCAACAAUUCAUGGCAAAAUGGCAACAGUUCAUGGCAAAAUAGACUGAAAAAUAGCAACAAUUCAUGGCAAAAUGGCAACAGUUCAUGGCAAAAUAGACUGAAAAAUAGAAACAGUAUGUAACAAGAAUUACGGUAACUUAAAAAUAGGAACAAUAUGUGGCAAAAUAGACUGAAAAAUUAUAACAGUAUGUGGCAAAAUAGACUGGAAAAUGAGAACAGUACAUAGCAAAAUAGAUUGAAAAGCAGGAACAGUACAUAGCAAAAUAGACUGAAAAGCAGGAACAGUACAUAGCAAAAUAGACUGAAUAACGGGAACAGUACAUGGCAAAAUAGACUGAAAAACAGAAACAGUAUGUGGCAAAAUAAAUGAAAAAUAACGUUAUAUAUACACAUACUGUCAAACUUCAUUAUCUCGAUGUUGAGACCAAGCCAGCAAGCUUGAUAUACUGGUUUAUAUAAUUUCUCCAGUUUGAGAUUACAGAUAACAAGAUUGUAAUAAAGGUCAAGACAGUAAAGAUUGACUGAUUAUGAGUAUUAUUAUCAGCAUAGUCAUAGUCUAAAGUAAAUGGUUACGUAUUUAUCAUAAUGUUUCAUGCUAUCUUUAUAGCAAGUGCCAUAACAAUUUUGCUAUCAUUUUAUAUUUAGUAGGGUGGGGUGGUGGGCACUAACACUGUCUAUGAGUCGUGUAGGGAAUAGGGCCUCGACAAGUCCAAAAUAUUGCACUCUGGUACUCGAGGGUCAAACUCAACCUGGACCCGAGCAUCUUAAUUCCAGUGCUAAACAUAAAUGCCAAAACAUGCCAUUGUAUUGCAUUCGACUCAUUCAACUUUUGUUUUCCCUCCGUGUCUCAUAGCCCUAUAAUGUAAACGGCGGCAAACAUAUGGCUAAAUGACAUAAAAAAAAUAUAUAAUUAAGUGGGUACUCUAGUCCUGUAAAUGGAUUUGAGUCUUGCUAGACUCGGCCCAUGCCAGAGUACUCGUGAAGACCCUAGUAAAGUAGUACCCUAGUAAUGGCAUGUUCACCUGCCUAUGCUAGUGAUUUCUUUGGCACACAAUUGUGGUAGUUGCAGUUUGUCAACUUGACAUCAUCAGUGUCUUCAGUAAUGAUAAAACAAAUCUAAAGCAGCUAGAUGUAUGUAUGUUUUAUUCUUAUAAUAAACAGAAACUAUUUACUAUGUGUGUACUUCAGCAUUGUGUAAAUGACCUACUUGUGAUUGAGUGCUAUUAACAUCAAUUGUAUAACAAAUUGAAUCAUAUAGGUACUUAAUAUUUGAUGUAAGUUACAGUUUCUGAAUAAUAAAAAAAUUAUCACACUUUUUUGUGUGUGCCACACAAAAUGUAUGGAACUUGGUUAGGAAUUUUUAUAUCCCUUGUUCUCAUUCGGGGACACGACGACUGGUACAUCAAAGGCCAUGGUAUGUGCUAUCCUGUCUGUGGGAUGGUGCAUAUAAAAUAUCCCUUGCUACUAAUGAAAAAAUGAAGCAGGUUUCCUCUCUAAGACUAUAUGUCAGAAUUACCAAAUGUUUGACAUCCAAUAACUGAUAAUUAAUAAACCAAUGUGCUCUAGUGGUGUCAUUAAACAAAACAAACUUCUUCUCAUUCGGGGAAUAAAACAAUUCCCAAAUUUGUCCCAUAAAUUUUUUAUGGCACUCCAACUUAUACAGUAAUCUUUAUGUAUAUGUACAUAAACAUAUUUAUUUUUAAAAUUAUAUUUAUACUCCAUUUUAAAAAAUCUCCAGUGUUGAAUGACUGAUACCGGUACAUGUAUACCUUCUGUAGAAAAAUGUGAUAUAGGGAAUAAUACACGAGUACCCAUUGGAGACGAUUUAUCUCAGAAUGAGUUGUUUCCAAGUACAUCUAACAAGCAAAAAGCCUUGUAAUAUACAUGUAAUCUAAAUUGUCUCCAAUGGGCCCAGAUGUAUUGUUCUAUUUCUUACACACCUUGAAAAGGUUAUUUUUAAAUAUAGUUUAACGGACAAACACUGAAUAAAAUGACUGGACUUUAGUUUCAAAGUAAUAUACAUGUAAGCUAAAUUGUCUCCAAUGACCCCAGAUGUAUUGUUCUAUUUCUUACACACCUUGAAAAGGUUAUUUUUAAAUAUAGUUUAACGGACAAACACUGAAUAAAAUGACUGGACUUUAGUUUCAAAGUGUCCAAGUUAAUGACGUUAUAGAUACACAUGACAUAUUAAAAUGACGACAAGUGUUUAUGGUUACUCUGUACACUUGUUAAUGGGUCAAAUUUCAAAUACUCCUAUGGGUUCACUACAAGAUAUUGAUCCUUUGAUCUACUGCAUAUUAGGCAAACCCUUUAUAUCCUGCUUCCAAAUCCAGUUGAAAAUGUAAGAUUUUAAAGGUGUGUGUGUGUUUCCCCAUGUCUCACCUGUGUCUCAAACACAUGUAAAUCAACACAGUAUGGAUUAAUCUGUUUUUACCUCAUGGCAAUACAUGUAUUGAAAAAUGGUAUUCAUCAUACUGAUGUGAUUACAAAAUGAUUUACACUCAUAUACCCAUGUAAAAAGGCUAUUGGGUCUCGUGAAAGCAUUAAAAUGGAAAAACCGGCCUCGGUGGUGUCGUGGUUAAGCCAUCGGACUACAGGCUGGUAGGUACAGGGUUCACAGCCCAGUACCGGCUCCCACCCAGAGCGAGUUUUAACUACUCAAUGGGUGGGUGUA
Gigantopelta aegis is the source of this 4972-nucleotide messenger RNA. Its product is annotated as mitochondrial sodium/calcium exchanger protein-like. The transcript has 16 exons. Gene Ontology annotation, biological process: intracellular calcium ion homeostasis; monoatomic cation transport; transmembrane transport. Gene Ontology annotation, molecular function: calcium:sodium antiporter activity. NCBI's taxonomy places the organism in Eukaryota, Metazoa, Mollusca, Gastropoda, Neomphalida, Peltospiridae. Gene Ontology annotation, cellular component: membrane. The record is from RefSeq and is a predicted model, not a curated record. The coding region runs from base 103 to 2091 and encodes 662 amino acids.